Perkinsus marinus ATCC 50983 is the source of this 942-nucleotide messenger RNA. RefSeq lists its product as hypothetical. The record is from RefSeq and is a predicted model, not a curated record. The coding region runs from base 1 to 942 and encodes 313 amino acids. The transcript is spliced from 2 exons. Lineage: Eukaryota; Perkinsozoa; Perkinsida; Perkinsidae.
AUGUUGUUGAUGCUAGCGCUGACUGUCCGAGUGGGUAUCGAGUAUGGAAAAGUGCACUUCCUGGCUGAUAACUGUCGGGUGCUCGGUUGGCAAGUGGAUUGCAAUGCCGGCCGCGUUGGCGAUUGCUCGCCAUGCCUUUCUAUUCCUCCAGACAAGGCCCAACGCUACGCUGCAGCCAUCAAGGAAAUACUGGACAAUAGAGUUGUCAGUACCGUUGAAUUUGCCAGUUUAAUGCGCCCAUGGCGUCCGCAUCUGGCCUCGCUGUUCGCCCAGAAAGCCGUUGCGGAGAAGCGCGAGUUGAGGACGCUCCGUCUUGGUGGGGGUGUGCAGGGCGAUCUACGCUUCUUCUACGGUGAACUAACAACCCCCUUGCCGCGGAUUCCUGCGAAGAAGAUACUAAUGAACACAGUACUCUUGGUUACCGAUGCCAGCAUAAUAGGUUUGGGUGGUUAUCUGAGGGUCAAGCAGGAAAUCUACUGGUUCAAUCUCAAUAAGAUGGAUGACCCUUGUUGGUGGAACAUGUUAUGUGAGGUCAGAGCAGGAGAAGAACCGUCACAGUCCCGGGAGGCUGUCUCUGGUGACAUCAGCUUCCUCGAAUUGUCGGCUAUAUGCGUGGGGGUACUGGUGGCGGAGGCCGUACUAGACACUGAUCCUGACGACCAGACUGUAUUGAUUCACUCCUUCUGUGACAAUUCCUCGGCCGUGAGCACCAUCACCCGCUGGUCUUCAAAAGUGAGAUCAAUGCGGCGAGUCCUCUCACAAAUCUCCCCAUGGGCCAACCGCCUUACAUCGCAACAUGUUUCAGGCGUGUCCAAUAUAGCCGCCGAUUACAUAAGUCGGAAUAUACGCGCAUCCACUGUGAAACAGGUCCCAGCUAGCUGGACCCACGUGGCUCUGUCUCUGCUUCCCUCGGUGGGAGCCCUGUGUGCUUGCGACGCCUGA